Molecule: messenger RNA, 1395 nt
Organism: Cinclus cinclus
Lineage: Eukaryota; Metazoa; Chordata; Aves; Passeriformes; Cinclidae
Gene: PDE1B
Product: phosphodiesterase 1B
Exons: 12
Coding region: 31-1395 (454 amino acids)
Biological process (GO): signal transduction
Molecular function (GO): 3',5'-cyclic-nucleotide phosphodiesterase activity
Source: RefSeq, a predicted model, not a curated record
GUGCUGGACACCGAGGACGAGCUGCGGGAGAUGGGCUCGGACGCGGCCGUGCCCUCCGAGGUGCGGGACUGGCUCGCGGCCACCUUCACGCAGCAGGCGCGAGCCAAGGGGCGCCGGGCCGAGGAAAAACCCAAAUUCCGCAGCAUCGUGCACGCCGUGCAGGCCGGGAUCUUCGUGGAGAGGAUGUUCCGCCGGAUGUACACGGCCGUGGGGCCGAGCUACUCCUCCUCCGUCCUCAACUGCCUGAAGGGACUGGACCAGUGGAGCUUUGACGUUUUCUCGCUGCACCGCGCGGCCGAGGAGCACUCGCUGCGCACGGUGGUGCUGGAGCUCUUCACCCGCCACAGCCUCAACAGCCGCUUCAAGAUCCCCGGCGCGUUCCUGACGUCGCUGCUGGAGGCUCUGGAAUGCGGCUACGGAAAGUUCCGGAACCCGUACCACAACCAGGUGCACGCGGCCGACGUCACCCAGACCGUGCACAGCUUCCUGCUGCGCACCGGCAUGCUGCACUGUCUCUCUGAGAUCGAGCUCCUCGCCAUCGUCUUCGCCGCCGCCAUUCACGACUUCGAGCACACGGGGACAACCAACAGCUUCCACAUCCAGACCAAGUCGGACACCGCCAUCCUGUACAACGACCGCUCGGUGCUGGAGAAUCACCACAUCAGCGCCGUGUUCCGCCUGAUGCAGGACGAGGAGCUCAACAUCUUCGUCAACCUCACCAAGGACGAGUUCGUGGAGCUGCGGGCGCUGGUCAUCGACAUGGUCCUGGCCACCGACAUGUCCUGCCACUUCCAGCAGGUCAAAUCCAUGAAGACGGCGCUGCAGCAGCUGGAGAGGCUGGACAAGUCCAAGGUGCUGUCGCUGCUGCUGCACGCGGCCGACAUCAGCCACCCCACGAAGCAGUGGGCGGUGCACAGCCGCUGGACCAAGGCGCUCAUGGAGGAGUUCUUCCGGCAGGGGGACAAGGAGGCCGAGCUGGGGUUGCCCUUCUCGCCCCUCUGCGACCGCACCUCCACGCUGGUGGCCCAGUCGCAGAUCGGGUUCAUCGACUUCAUCGUGGAGCCGACGUUCUCGGUGCUCACCGACGUGGCCGAGAAGUUGGUGACGCCCCUGGCCGAGGACGGCUCCAAGACCAAGGGCAACCCCGUGGCCACCCAGCAGCCCAGCUCGCAGUGGCGGCAGCCGUCCCUGGAUGAGCACCUGGAGCUGGGGGACAUCAAAGCCGACCUGGCCGGGUUCCGCUCCACCUGGACCAAGCACAUCCAGGAGAACAAGCAGAAGUGGAAGGAGAGGGCGGCCAGCGGCAUCACCAACCAGGCGUCCAUCGAUGAAUUGUCACCGUGCGAGGAGCCCGCGGGCCCCGGUCCUCACAGGGAGAACGGGGACGUGGAAUAG